Messenger RNA from Cylicocyclus nassatus, 1411 nucleotides. NCBI's taxonomy places the organism in Eukaryota, Metazoa, Nematoda, Chromadorea, Rhabditida, Strongylidae. The record is from the annotation of a GenBank genome assembly.
AGGAAGACAGAUUCAAAGUCAGCGUUUUAUACUGCAUCGAAUGAUAUACAGCUUGUUUGGUUUGACCACUUCGACUUUUGAUCAUUCCCUUGUAAGCUUUACCAAUUUCAGAUAAACAUCUUGUGGUUCCAGACUUGGAAAUUAAUACUACGCGAUGUUGUUGCGUGUGGCGCUUACGCCACUGUUGUCAUCGGCGGUGGAAGCGUCCACUCUUCUUGCUGUUCCGAAACCGUCAGUCACCCUAUUCCAGUCUCGUGGACGACGUCGCACGCUCACUCCUUCUCCAUGGCUACCUCCGGUUGCGGAGCGAAGUCAUGAAGACUUUUUGGAUGACGCAAACCGAACACUGCUCUGCGAGGUAGUCGCUGCAGAGAAGAGAGCUGCCAUGAGCUUGGCCGCUACGAGCACGCAACAGUGUGAGGCGGCGCUAGCUGAAAUAGAACCGCCAGUCAGGCGGGUAGGAUUAUUAGUGCGCAAAAUAGGAAUGCUGCCGCAAUGGACCGUUGAUGGCGAUCGCAUCUUAUGCACUCUUCUUGAAGUUCGCGAGAAUCACGUCGUGAGCGUCAUUUCGCCAGAGGAAUGGUAUCGUAGGAGCAUAGUGGGAAAGAGGAAAGCUUUCAACAGAGAAGGUCCUUUGUGGAAAGUUACAGUGGGCGCUAUCAACGGCAACUAUGACAGGUUCACUCAUGCCUAUCGUAAACAGUUUGAACGUGCUUGUGUUCCUGUAAAGAAGCAUCUGGGAUCAUUUUUGGUGUCCGAGGAAGCAUUACCAACCGUAGGAACUAGCUUAGAUGCUCGACAUUUCACUGUGGGACAGUAUGUGACUGCCACAGGGAAAACCAUUGAUUGGGGAUUUCAAGGUGGUAUGCAUCGAUGGGGAAUGAGAGGACAACCUGCGAGAAACACCACCAAGUCACAUCGACGCAUUGGAGCUAUUGGUUCAACAGGUGAUGCUCGCGUUUGGCCUGGUAAACGUAUGCCAGGCCAUAUGGGCUAUGAAUGGGUCACCGUGAGCGGGCUUGAGGUCGUUCGUAUGAAUAUCGACAAACAGGUUAUUUACGUCAAGGGAAGUGUACCUGGCGAUAUUGGAGAGAUUUUGCUUUUGAAAGACUGCUUACAGCCGGAGAAGAAGCUCAAAACUGGUUGUCUUCCCACAUGGACACCCUCAGUUGAAGAAGGUAGCGAUACAGAGAAGAGUGCAGAUGUGUUGCGCGACAAGGAAUUACUUUCACCAAAACUCUUCAAUUUCUCUUCACCGACCAUAAUGUUCUCCGAUGAAGACGCAAAGAAAGCUCUCGGACGAGACAAGACAAAAGCUAAAAUAGCCAAAGUCAAGAAAUAGUCAAGAAAACAUCACAUUGCCUAGUAUGUAUAUGCAGUGUUUUAAGUUUGAUUAUGAAUAUCCAUCUGA